Bactrocera tryoni is the source of this 1768-nucleotide messenger RNA. RefSeq names its product elongation of very long chain fatty acids protein 6 (gene Baldspot). Lineage: Eukaryota; Metazoa; Arthropoda; Insecta; Diptera; Tephritidae. Gene Ontology annotation, cellular component: endoplasmic reticulum membrane. Gene Ontology annotation, biological process: very long-chain fatty acid biosynthetic process; fatty acid elongation, saturated fatty acid; sphingolipid biosynthetic process. Gene Ontology annotation, molecular function: fatty acid elongase activity. The record is from RefSeq and is a predicted model, not a curated record. The transcript is spliced from 4 exons. Bases 388 to 1368 code for a protein of 326 amino acids.
AGCUCCCACCAAUUUGCAAUCAGUCAGACCCGGCUGCCGAAGCAGUAGAAAAAUUAGGGAAAGUGUUGGAACGCGUUGAAGAAAAGUUCAAUAGUAAACUCCAUAAAAAAAAUUAAACGCAGCCGCCGUCAGUCGACAAUAAAAUUUCGCAAAUAUCGCCGUAAAUUGGAAGACAAUUAUUGUAAAGAGAAAAUUGCUUAAAGCACGCAUUGUCACAUACUAUAACUAAGAAUAUUGUACAUAAUUUUAAAAGGCAGUAAAGCAAAACAGAAUAAAACCUACAUUAGGUGAAACAACAACAAACCAAUACUUAGAACGUUCCAAAGAGUUACCCAGUCAAUAAUAAAAUAAAUAAAAUAAGAAAAUAUAAACAAACAAUUAAUAAAAAUGAUCAAUAUGGACAUUAGUGUAACACCGAAUUAUUCGUACAUUUUCGAUUUCGAAAAUGAUUUUAUCCACCAACGCACACGCAAAUGGAUGGUCGAGAAUUGGACUUGGGUAUUCUACUAUUGUGGCAUUUAUAUGUUGGUGAUAUUUGGCGGACAGCAUUUUAUGCAGAAUCGUCCCAGAUUCCAACUACGCGGUCCAUUAAUUAUCUGGAAUACAAUGCUCGCCAUGUUCAGUAUUAUGGGCGCCUUUCGAACGGCACCAGAACUUCUGCAUGUGCUGCGUCAUUAUGGCCUUUUCCAUUCCGUUUGCGUUCCUAGCUACAUCGAACAAGAUCGCGUCUGCGGUUUCUGGACCUGGUUGUUUGUGCUCUCCAAACUGCCCGAACUCGGCGAUACAAUAUUCAUUGUAUUGCGAAAGCAGCCGCUCAUUUUCCUGCACUGGUACCACCACAUCACUGUGCUCAUCUACUCCUGGUUCUCGUACACCGAGUACACCUCUUCGGCGCGUUGGUUCAUCGUCAUGAACUACUGCGUACACUCGGUGAUGUACUCGUACUACGCGCUGAAGGCGGCGCGUUUCAAUCCGCCACGCUUCAUUGCCAUGAUCAUCACGUCGCUGCAAUUGACGCAAAUGAUUGUCGGCUGUGCGAUCAAUGUGUGGGCCAAUGGCUUCCUCAAGACGCACGGACGUCAAUCGUGCAAUAUCUCACAGACCAACAUCAACCUAUCGAUUGCGAUGUACUUCAGCUACUUCGUGCUCUUCGCGCGCUUCUUCUACAAGACAUACUUGUCGCCGGCCGGCAAGAAGACACGCCGCAUGGCAGCAUCUUUGGCCGCGCAAAACACCGCCAAACUCUCACCGCCCAGCAGUGACAUGUCGUCGAAGUCGUCGCUACUGUCCGACAGCAGCAAUGGCGCAUUGAACGGCAGCGCCGCCAACGGUGCUGCUGCGUUUCUACACAAACCGAAGUUGCAGUAAGCCGGCGACGGCGUCAACGACGGCAUCGGCGGUGUUGGCAAAGGUUAUGUUGUAUUUUUCUUGUUUUUGGUGGGACAUUUUAGCGGGUGCCGAAUGGUGAAUGAAAGCGUUUGAGAUGAUGUAUUUUUGGAAUUCGAGAGCAAUGGAUAAGUCAAAAGUCAGUAGUCAGUAGUGUCUACGUUUUAGUUUUCUUUGUUGGAAGUGCGGGUCAAAGCAUAUACAUACACACAUAUGAUACAUACAUAUACGUGCGUGCAUAUGUAGUUGCAGCGAAAUAAACUAAUCAGCGACAAGCAGGAAGAAGGGGUGCCGGUGUGUGAUGCAGCGAAAUUUCAACAAAACAAGCCUGUAUUCAAUAAAUUGUAAAUGAACAACAACAACAACAACAAAAACAAAUGAU